CCCUAUCCCUAACUUGGGUGGCGAAAAAAACGGAUUCGGAAUCGGAAUAUCGCGGAAAAUUAUAACGCUGAAAAUAACUCUCCGCCCGAGACCGAACCCAUUUUGUAAAUUGAAUUAACUUAAACCGUCUUUUGGAACGGUCCAUGCUCACAUGCGCGCUACGAAAAUGAUAAGUCAAUAUCGGUAAACGCGAUACAAAAAAUAAAAUUUAAUGAGGCAAAGACAGAGUGGUAGGAAAAGGCAUACAUACAUACACACGCUCGUCGACGUCGUCGUUUCGAAGGAAUAUAUGUAUCUACAUAUGUAUGUGCGUGUGUAUGCGUCGUGUACACAUAAGUGUGGUGGCUGCAGCUUCUAGCAGAGAUUCGGAGUCCGUCUCCAAUCGCUUUGGAGGAGGGGGAGCAGAAGGAAAGAUUGAUCAAGCGGCUGGAAGUUGGAGUGGGUGGGAGCGAGCGAGAGGGGUAUGGACAGCGGCGACUGAAUGUUUUUUGGGAACAGACGUGAAAAUGAUUUGGCAUAGCAGAGUAACCACCACCAGCGACGCCGAAGGCUCCAUCGUAUCCGUAAGAGCCAGAGAACCUACCAACGGCUUCUAUUCCAGCCCACUGUGAUAUAUUUCGGAUGCAAACUCAGACGAACAUCCAGCAACAACCGAAAACAAGCCUGUACGUGCGCUGUUCGAGUGUGUGUGCAUGCCUCUGCCGACGACGCAACAAAAAUAAAAAAAACACAUUGGAAGGUAGCAGAACGACAGACAAAGCAUCAGGCACAGCCCCCGAAGACAAAGAGUGGAGAGAAGCGAAGCAUCAGCCAGUAGCGCCUUUGUGAAUAAUUCAUUUAAGACUCCCACAGAAUGGUCGUCGGCUCGAAUCACACGCGGCGUGGUGAAACUGGCAGCAGAUUUACAAACAGCAGCUCCAACAGCACCGCCAGCAGCACAAGUGGUGGCACCACCUCCACCACCAGCUCAACGUCUUCCGUAGCUAGCAGCGAGGCAGCGGCGGCGACGGCGGCACUUUUGUCGUCAAUGUCCCAAAAAAGCCAAAAUGCCGCCCAAGCACCACCCACAGCGAGCAGCCACCAUCAGCUGCAGCAGCCGACGAUAGCGACAACGACGAACCACCAUCAACCCCAUCAUCCCCAUUACCAACAGCAGCAGGCACACAACCACCACCAUCAACAGCUUCAAUCCUCAAAUGGAAACGGAGGAGGCGGUGGAGCAGGAACAGGAGCAGGUGGAGGAAGUACCCUCAAUGGCUGUAAUGGCAGCGCCGUCAGUCGGUUGUCACAAUCAACUGGGAUGUCACCGCGUGAACUAUCGGAGAACGACGAUCUGGCCACAUCGCUCAUACUUGAUCCGCAUCUUGGCUUCCAAACCCACAAGAUGAACAUACGCUUCCGCCCCCUCAAGGUUGAUACGCAGCAUCUGAAGGCGAUCGUAGAUGACUUCAUCCACGGUCAGAACUAUGACGUGGCCAUACAGCGCAUCUACGAUGGCCCUUGGAUACCGCGCCACCUGAAAAACAAGAACAAGAUCGCCACAAAGCGGUUACACGACCACAUUGUACGGUAUUUGCGUGUGUUUGACAAGGACAGUGGGUUCGCCAUCGAGGCUUGCUACCGGUACUCCCUGGAGGAGCAGCGCGGGGCGAAGAUCAGUUCCACCAAACGCUGGUCCAAGAACGAAAAAAUCGAGUGCCUGGUUGGCUGCAUUGCCGAGCUGACGGAGGCCGAGGAGGCGGCACUCUUGCACUCGGGCAAAAAUGACUUCUCUGUGAUGUAUAGCUGCAGAAAGAACUGCGCCCAACUCUGGCUGGGACCGGCGGCGUAUAUCAAUCACGAUUGUCGGGCUAACUGCAAAUUCCUGGCCACCGGACGCGACACGGCCUGCGUGAAGGUGUUGCGGGACAUCGAGGUGGGCGAGGAGAUCACUUGCUUCUACGGCGAGGACUUCUUCGGGGACAGCAACCGCUAUUGUGAGUGCGAGACGUGCGAGAGACGUGGAACGGGUGCCUUUGCCGGCAAGCACAACAGACAUUUGGAUGAUGCCACUGGCCUGGUGCUGGGCCUGACCUCGGGCCUGGGGCUGACCAGCGGCGGCGCUGGCAACGGAGGCGGCUACCGCCUGCGCGAAACCGACAAUCGCAUCAAUCGCAUUAAGAGCCGCGCGAACUCGACCAACAGCACUUCGAAUAGCAACAGCAACACCAACGAUUCCACCAGCACCAACGACAGCAGCAGCACCAGCAUUGCCAGCAAUGGAGUAGCCCCAAUGGCAGUACCCAUAUCCCAGCACGCCGGACAGGCUGUGGGGGGUCGUGGAUCUGGCAAAGAGACGGGCUCUGCGCAAACGGGAUCUGCAGCAGCAGCCGCAGCUGUAUCCCUGAUGGAGAAGAAGCUGCCAAAUUUGGUCGUUUCGCCCCUGACCAUGAAGGAGCUGCGUCAGAAGGGUAUGACCAAGUACGAUGCUGAGAUGAUCAUGGCCAAUGCUGCCUACCAGCAGCAGCACCACCACCACCAUCACCAUCAUCAGCACUUUCUUCAUCAACACCACCACGGACAGCAUGCCAGCACCGGGGCCGAGGCCACAGCCGCUGUUCAGCAGCUGGCCAUGCAGAAGCCUGGAGUGGUCCCGGUUACAUGCACUGGAGAAGGCGCAGGUGUAGGACAAGGCGCAUGUGCCGCUGGUGGAACCUUUUCCUCCUCCAGCACGGAAUUGAACGGUCGCUCAAACACCCUGCGCAAGUCCAUCCGAGUAAACAGCACCAGCAGCAGCAUCUCCACAGCCUCCAUGGACGAGGUGGUGGUAACCAGCGCCCCGUCAAUGCCCAUACCAUUGCCACUGACAAUACCGAUGUCUGCAAAGUCCGCCGUUGUGCUGGUGACGCGAUGCAAGCCGGCCAUGGCCAUUGCGGCGCUGCACCAGAGGCAGCAGAGGCAACUGCGGCGCAGCGAGCGGCAAACAAAUCGAGGUGGCCAGAAGGAAAAGUCACUGGAAAAAUAUAUCACGGACAGCGAAAGCAGCGACACCGACCAUCAGCGGUGUGAGCGUCAGCGGGUGAAAGCGCGCGGGAGCGAGGAACACCAGCCCACAAAAGUGUUCGUUAUGGACGGUGAUCAGCAGCAGGAGAAGCGCGUGACGCGGAAUAGUGCAGGAAGAGCUGCCGCAGCAGCAGCUGCGUCAUCGGCACCAGCACCAGCGUCGGCAUCAGGAGGAAUUGGACUUCUAGGACUAGGAAGAUUAGCCACUGCCCAUAAUAUUAGUAGCAUAACAGCAGCGACAGCAACAGCCACAACCACAAGUAGCAACAGCAGCAACAAAGCAACAACGAUUACAAAUUGUAAUAAUCAUAAUAGUAAUGAUAGCAGUAGAAUUAAUCAUAAUUCUAAUCUUAGAGGUAGACAUAGUGUUAAAUCGAAGAAGCCAGCACCAAGUGAGGCCUCAUCCAUACCCACAUCCACGUCCUCAGUUGAAGCACAGUCCCUACACCAGUCGCAGCAACAUCAGCAGCAGAAGGCAACGCGUCGCAGUCGCAGCAACAGUCCUGCCUAUAAAAAGAAUCUUUUGGACACCUUUAACCAGGCUAAUCCUCCUUCCCAUCUCACGGCGGAAGACAAUCCCUCUAAUCAGAAACGCAGUCGUCGAGCCGCUGCACUGGCUGCAGCCCAGCACAUCCAUUGCGACGCAUUCGGUGGACAGGCUGUACCUGGAUUGGGAUUUGGAGUGGGAGUAGGAGCAGGAGCAAGAGCAAGAGCAGGACCAGCAGCAGCAAGCAGUCAGCGCAAAAGACAGCAACCAGCAAGUGCAGGAGCAGCAGCAGGGGUAGCCAGCGAAAGGGCAUCCAUCAGCCUGUCGAAUAGCAGCAGCAGCGUGGAGCCCCUUCUGAAGACUCCCGAGCGUCGGCUGAAGCUCACUCUGCGGAUGAAGCGCUCUCCGAUACUGGAUGAAGUCAUUGAGCUGGGCACCAGCUUCAGCGACGAGCGGCAUCUGGCCAGGCACAAUGGAGCUAUAGGUGGGCGUAGUGCAGGCGCGACUGGAGCUAGCUCUGGAUCGGGAGGAGCGGUUGGCAGUGCCGAUGUCACUGGAGCAGAGGGGAUUGGCAUUGAGUAUGAGAUUCUACGCAUGGAAGGCAUUUCGGAGCAUGGCAACGAUGAUGACGACGACGAUGAAGACGAUGUCGACGAAGACGAGGACGAGGAGGAGCACGAGGACGACGAUGAUUCUGAAGAUCAGCCCGAACAGGAUGCAGAGCAUCAACAUGUACCACUCGAUGCAGCCCCACCCAGUACCAUCCACUACGAGCCGCUUUCAAAGAAGCAAAGGAAAAAACAGCGAGGCUGCAGCAGCCAGCGACGGUCCCCGGAUCCCAGCUCGUGUAGCAGCAGCGUGUACGUGACACCCCAGAAGAAGCGACUCCGCUUAAUCUUCGGUAACGAGUCGCACACCAUUGACAUUCCACCAACGGGCGAAGGAGCAGCGGAAGCUGGAGCAGAGGCCAGCGGAGUGGAUGACCUCAACAGCAGCAGCGGCGGAGUGAGUGCAAGCGACGACUCGUUCAAUGCCUCGUACGCCAGCAGCGGCACCAGCAUGACGGUCAACACCUCCUCCCAAACGACGACUAGCAACAACAGUAGCGCCGACGGGCCAUCUAUCUCCACAUUCUCGGGAACGGGCAAUGUGCAAACAGAGGACAUUGACUCGGCCACGCUGGUGGCAUCAGCCCAAAAACCCUCGUCCCCGACUUCAUCGACCUGCGGCUCCUUCUAUUCGGCCUGUACCUCCACUACCAACAACCACUACUUCCCCAACGGCAAGCGGCGUGGAGGAGCAGGAUCCGGGCCAGGGGAGGAAGCAUCCUACAUCAAUUACUAUCAGAGCGGCGGCACAACGAUGCUUGGAAAAUACGGGGCCACGAAGCAGAUGACUUCCAGCCCGGGCCAGGGGCAGGCUAUUGUUAGCAGCAGCAGCGGCGGAAGUGGGGGAGGAGCAGGACACGGAUUCUUGCCACAAUCGCUGAUCAUUCCCAAGCACACCUUCGGAACCUGCGCCCUUCUGCCCCCCACAAGCUUUGCCAAUCUCCAGCAGCCGCCGCCGCCCUCGCUGCAGCAGCAUCAUCCACAGGCAAAGACCAGUGUGGCCACGUCAACGUCCGCCUCCUGCUCGCCGCCUGUGCAUAACCACCAUCAUCAUAACCAACAGCACCAGAAUCCACAUCAUAACCAUCAUAUCCAGCAAUAACGAACGACUGAUCUCCAAGUAACUUGACUAAUGUCCGCUGAAAUUGCCCAGAAAAAGAAGCACGGGCAGAAACGGAGGAAAAUGAAUAUAAAGAGGAGGAGGAGGAAUGAGAUGGAUAAGAAUAAGGAGAAUUUUCAUGCUGCCUGCGUCGUAGUUGCCUCUGCUGCUGAACUGCCUUAACCUAACCCGACCACAAACCGAUCGAGCCCCUACAGUCGCACAUCAGUUUUAGCCAUUAGCCUUAGAAGAGAUUCAGUACCCUUUACUCCAACCCCCACCCACCCCGGUGUCCAUGCAUCUUUCCCCUACGCCGCAUCAGCAUCAUAUUCAGUUUAACCCUCAUUUUUCGUGUAGGACCCAAUCCCCGUUGCUUUAGUCCUGGUCCUGGUCCUGGUGCCAGGCCAUGACUCCCGCGUUCCGAAUUCCCGCGUUUAGGGUCCCGAUGCCGAGUCCCAGGUCCUGGUCCCUGUCCUGGAUCCGUGAGAAGCAAAAACAAAACGAGAAUCAAGUGAAGCAAAAGAACACAAGAAAUUGUAUCAAAAUCUGAUUUUAGAGACACACAGAGACAAAAGAAAAGAAAAAAUGAAAAUCAAGUGAACUAUUUGAUUAUAACUUACUUUUUUUGCUUUCUUCUAUUUCUCGUUCUCUCUUUAUCUCUCCCACUCUUUCUCUCUCUCUCUUUGUCUGUCUCUCCCUCAAACCCGUGGAUCCCAUCCCCCCGUGUUGCUCUGUUUGGUUACGUGUGCGUGCCCGUGCAUGUGUAUGUGUUGUGUGUGUGUGCUUUUCUUUUUCCUUUUGCCUUUACAGAUGAAAGUUUAAAGCAUAAAAGUAGGAGAAGAGAUGCCGAAAAAAUGCAGCAGAAUAGCGCCACAAAUAACGACAGCAACAACAACUGCAACA
This is a messenger RNA of Drosophila obscura, 6139 nucleotides long. It is a transcript of the gene Hmt4-20, whose product is annotated as histone-lysine N-methyltransferase Suv4-20. The record is from RefSeq and is a predicted model, not a curated record. The transcript has 3 exons. Gene Ontology annotation, cellular component: nucleus. Lineage: Eukaryota; Metazoa; Arthropoda; Insecta; Diptera; Drosophilidae. The coding region runs from base 854 to 5239 and encodes 1461 amino acids. Gene Ontology annotation, molecular function: protein binding; histone H4K20 methyltransferase activity.